AUGUCUGUAGAGUUGCGACCUCUAGGUAUUAAGAUUGAACCGAAUGAGACGUUCCUCUCAUUGGAUACCAAUCAAAAUGUCAUUGUACUGUCAACAAGCAGUGGCUUUGGAUAUAUACCAUUGACAAACUCAAAGGAUCGUGGAUUCUAUUGCUCGGACAAACCUAUAAAGGAUGUCAAGUUCUCAGCCAGUGGAAUAUACGCUGCAGCUCAAUUCAAUGAUACUGAUAUAGAAAUACUUAACUUGCAUGAUGGACGUAGAGUUAUACUACAGACAAGAUACAAGUCAACAAAGGGCACAACAAUAUUGGGAUGUUAUUUCUUAUCAUCAAAGCUUGACACUCUACUUGUCAUCACAAACAUAUCACUCGAACUCUAUCAGAUCAACUCUGCACAGAUUGAAAUCCAAUGCAAACUAGCCAAAGACGUCAAGCACAAGAUACAUACAUUUGUCUUUUCCGCCAAGGCAUCGAUUGUAUUGACUUAUGGAGGCGCUGGAAACACGAUACAGCCUUAUAAGUUCACACCUACUUAUAUUGAACGAUUGGCAAAGUUCGCAGUGGAUAGUCCGGGCCCUUUGGACCUUAAUGGAUUGUAUCUCUCGGUGCUCAGCGGCAAGAAUAUAUGUGUGUUCACGGAUCGCAAUCAAAUGGCCAUUUACCAGCUCAACUCUGAGGUGGUGUACCGCACGCUACACAUCAAGCUGUUGAUGUCGGGUGCCAACUCUAUUCAUUUCGUCGACAACAUAAUCAUCAUGCACUUCAAUCAGUACAAGGUGUCGAUGGUGUACGAUCCCAACAUGCUAAAGGACCCCGAGAACUUCCCCAUCUCGGCCAUCCCCAUGGUGCUUGCGACUUCACUCACGCACUCUAGCUCGUCGGGCUCGCUCCAGCAGCUCAGCAUGCAUCACCCACAGCAGCAACAACAACAGCAGCAACAACUCUAUCUGGACACAUGGCGCUUCAUCUCGCCCAACUACAUCUAUGACACGGCCAACGGACAUUGGUACGAGGUGACGCUCAACUUUGAGAAGAUCUCCAACUUCUUCCAGGUGGACACACACAAGAUCAUCCCAUUCCUCCAGCUGCGCUCUAGCAUGGGCGCCAAGCUGGCACUGUUUGAGCACAUCAGGUAUAUCAUUGAGUAUCGAUCAGAGUCGCUCGAGACCCUGGGCAAGAUCUUCGACUCGCUCAACAACGACCUGGUGCAAAACGCUGGCAAGAACCAUACACAGAUGCUCUACCAACAUCUCAACAAGAGUGGCAGCUCUGAGAACCUCAAGCAAUCACUGGGCAGCAGCUCCACACUACUAAAGUCGUCAGCGUCAUCGACAGAUCUGGCGGCACAGUCGACCACUACCACUAACCUGGGCGGCAGUCUGAGACAGGAUUCAUUGGCGCAGAAGCCAAGGUUCGUGCCACCGCCCUCGUCAACAACGCGUCCUUCCAACGGAGUCAGUCUGAGCAGUAGCAGAGGCGCCGCCAAUGCACUGAGAACCAGCAAUGACACGUCAAGCGACAACAUUUCACAAGGUUUGCCACAUGUGCAACAUGCAGCCAGCGUCAACAACAACAAUGCACUAUCACAAUCACAAUCACAAACACAAUCACAGUCACAGUCGCAGUCCGCUGCAACUCAGACAAAGAUUGCAACGAGAGGUCUUACAACAAUCAUCGUCAACUCUGAAGACCUUCACGAACAUGUAUUCUAUCCAAUCUACGAAUCGUUAAUUCACAAGAUACAGGACAUCAAGGAGUGCAAGACACGCACGCCACAGGAGCAAAAGAAGGCCCUGAGGCAGGCCGAGAUGGACUCCAAGUUCCUCAUCGCCGUCGUCACCGAGUACAUCCGCUCACUCAACUUCAAGUACUGUGGUCGAUCAGACAAGUUGUACACAUUGCUAAUCAGUUUGUUCAUUGACAAUCAAAUGUUCUCACAACUUCAUCGAUUCCUACAAUAUAAUGUUGUGGAGGACUCUGAGAGCAUUGCGAUCAAACUGUUGGCAAUUGGCGAGAGUUAUCCACCUGCACUACAGCUGUCGUUGGACAUGUUCAAGCGAUUGAAUCAACAGGACGUGAUCAUUUCGACGCUGUUGGAGAAGAAGCAGGUGUUGCUGGCAUUGCGCUACAUGCGCAGCACGAUGAAGAAGUACAACGCCCAUGUCAACGUCUUUUUAUUGUACGCCUCACAACAGAAUGACGACACACUCUUUUACACCGUCUACAAGUUCUUUGAGCAAUCCAAUCAAUUGGACAACUGUGACAAAUAUGUAGCACUAUUCAAUGAGAAGUUCAAGCCUACCUCUGCUUCUGCUGGCCAUCCACAUCAUCAAAGGUCAUCUUCCGCCUCAACUUCAUCAACACCAGGAUCCGUUGUCGGUUCAACAACGCCGCCAAUUACAUCCAAAUAA
Molecule: messenger RNA, 2409 nt
Organism: Acytostelium subglobosum LB1
Lineage: Eukaryota; Evosea; Eumycetozoa; Acytosteliales; Acytosteliaceae
Exons: 5
Coding region: 1-2409 (802 amino acids)
Biological process (GO): regulation of autophagy
Cellular component (GO): late endosome membrane; Mon1-Ccz1 complex; lysosomal membrane
Molecular function (GO): protein binding
Source: RefSeq, a predicted model, not a curated record